CCUCCGGGACUUCUUUUUCACGAUAUUUGUUUUAAAAAAGAAAUUCUCGAAGCGAUUUUUGAGGCGUGAAAACUUAAAGCAGAAGAAGAAAUUCCUAAGAUCAAUAAAGAGAAGAAAAAAGGUAAGAAAGUGGAACAUAUUAGGAAGUUGAGUUAGAUCCGAUCCGUAUCGCAAGUAUUGAAUAGUUGAAGUGGAAGUGGAAAAUGGAAGGGAUAAAUGAGAAAGAGGAAGCACAAAAAGGUUCAUCUCCGGCUGAAUUGGGCAAAUGGGCGGAGAUUCAAGAUACGCUCAAGAAAAGAGUGAUUACGGUGGAUGAUUUCCCGUGGAGAUUAGCCUCACAGUCGGAGUCGGAGCCACAGCAGCAACAGCUCAAGUAUGUGGGAGGCGUAGACGUCAGCUUCUCCAAGGAAGAGCCAUCUAUGGCAUGUGGGAGCUUGGUGGUGUUGGACCUACUUCAUGAUCUACGCCUCGUCUAUCAAGAGUACACUUGCCUCAGCCUUGACAUUCCUUAUAUCCCGGGCUUCCUUGCCUUCCGUGAGGCUCCCAUUCUUUUACAUCUCUUGGCGAAGAUGAAAAAAGAUGCUAGUCCUUUCUACCCACAGGUACUUAUGGUGGAUGGUAAUGGAUUACUUCACCCUCGAGGUUUUGGUUUGGCCUCUCAUCUAGGUGUUAUUGCUAAUAUUCCAACCAUUGGUGUUGGAAAGAACCUGCAUCAUGUUGAUGGUCUUACUCAAUCUGGGGUAAGAAAACUUCUCGAAGCUGAAGAAAACAAAGCCAAGGGCAUUAUUACUUUAAGAGGCAACUCAGGAUUCAUCUGGGGUGCGGCAAUGAGAUCAGAGCAAGGUUCACUGAAGCCUGUAUUUGUUUCAGUUGGUCAUAGAGUAUCACUUGAAACUGCCGUUGAGAUUGUAAACAUGACUUGCAAAUUUCGUGUGCCAGAACCUAUCAGGCAGGCUGAUAUAAGAUCCAGAGAGCAUCUUCGAAACCUCAAAAUGAAAUGAUCGAGUGAUGCAAUUGCUAAAUGGAUCAGUACUGGUGGCAGUACGUUGAGCAUGAGUGAUGAUUACUCUGCAGUACUAGCGGCAUUUGUUAGAUUUUAGAUUUUCAGAGCAGUUUCAGGUAUCAAGAAUGAAGACACUGCCACACGAUUGACUUCUCAUGUAAGUAGUUGCCGUCCCCUGACAGCUAAUAGCAUACUUGAGUUUUGGGAGGGCUGACAGCAACAGUUGGCAAUGUUGGCUUGUGUUUCUUUUCCUGACUGUUCUCAUCAUGUUUGUAUAGCAAAAAGUCCAAAGGCAUUGAAUGAUCCAUCAAUCAAACGAAUUUAACUACAGAAAGCUUAGCUUGUACUUAGACGUGCUAGCCCAGGAAUACAGAGAUGCCAUGUCGGUUUGCAUUUGCAAGAUUCUUAUUUAUUUGAUGCGGGUCCUUUUGCAGUUAAAUUGUAGAAUUCCAACUACACAAGACUAUGUAUAACCCUCUUGAUUCUUGAAUGGUCUUUAAUUUUGCUGCCAAUAA
Gossypium arboreum is the source of this 1518-nucleotide messenger RNA. RefSeq lists its product as uncharacterized. The record is from RefSeq and is a predicted model, not a curated record. Gene Ontology annotation, molecular function: single-stranded RNA binding; RNA endonuclease activity producing 5'-phosphomonoesters, hydrolytic mechanism. Gene Ontology annotation, biological process: DNA repair. The transcript is spliced from 9 exons. Bases 204 to 1001 code for a protein of 265 amino acids. Gene Ontology annotation, cellular component: nucleolus; cytoplasm. NCBI's taxonomy places the organism in Eukaryota, Viridiplantae, Streptophyta, Magnoliopsida, Malvales, Malvaceae.